Molecule: messenger RNA, 1419 nt
Organism: Ascoidea rubescens DSM 1968
Lineage: Eukaryota; Fungi; Ascomycota; Saccharomycetes; Ascoideales; Ascoideaceae
Gene: SPG5
Product: Spg5p
Exons: 1
Coding region: 1-1419 (472 amino acids)
Biological process (GO): proteasome assembly
Molecular function (GO): proteasome binding
Source: RefSeq, a predicted model, not a curated record
AUGGUAGAAGUGAAUAAGUUUAGAACUUGGGUUUCUCUUUCCAGAAAAGUCGCCAAAAACUUCAGGCGAUCUUUGGAGGAACUAGCAGAUGCUUUGGCUUCGAGAUCUAAUCCUUCGUUAGGUCGAGCUCCUGUGCCUGUGCCAGUUCCUGUGAGAAACAACCCAAGUAAUCCCUUUUUGAGAGAAGCUCGAAGAAAUUUUUCAACCUACAAUCCUCGGAAAAGCACCUUCAAUUAUAUCAAAUCAGGAUAUCGUGCAAAUCCUGUUAAUUUAUCUCACAAACUAUGGCCAUAUUCUGCGUUUAGAUUUACUGGCGGUUCUUCUGUGUUGAUGAAGGGCAUCUUUCCUGGCACAUUAUACAAAAAUUUUACAAAUACCAAUGCCAGAUACUUUUCUAGUUAUUCGACAUCGCAUCUUUCAAGAGACGCUGUUCAAAAUUUGACAUCGUCGUUAAGGGCGUUUUUCUAUAAUGUUAACUCCAAUGGUUUUCAAGUGAACUCAACUUUGAAGAGCAAAUCAUAUCAUGGAAAUGCCAAUUUAGCUCUGGAAAAUGUACAAAAUGCUUUUGAGUUGGCUAAUAAGGCUCAUCAUAGUGAUAACGACAAUAACUCGAUUGAUCCAUUAUUCAAGAAUUUGAAUCCUGUUUUAGGAUCAUUUGUUGAUUUUAAAAUUGAAUCGCCAAGAUUGUCUAUUCCUAAAAUGAGUUUUAUCGAUGAAGAAAUCUUGGAUACAAUUACUUCUGAUUUCCACAACUAUCAACAAGAAAUGAAUGUAGUAUUGAACGACAUUAAAACCAUCUUCACAAACUAUGGAUCACUUCCAAUGUCAAUUGAAACUUCGCCUUCAAGCGGUGGAGAUGAAGAAAAACCGAACAGCUAUUUGAAGAAUACUUAUAAUUCGUAUAGUGAUAACUAUAAUAAUAGCAAUUCAAAGAGUUUCAGGCUUCAUUUUCCAAAUUAUGAUGUUGGCAAAGUUGAACAAUUAUUGACUGAAAUUGGUGUUACGAGGGGUAUUGUUUAUGAGGAUAACUCACCAAGUAACCCUAAUGUUGAUGUGGGCGUCAGCAAUAACUUGAUGGAAAGACAACCAUCGUCUCUGAUCCCCAAUCAUAACUCGAAUGGUGCCAAUAGCAGUAUUGCAGAAUCAUCUAGGUAUUUUGUUGAUUCGAACUCUCAUUUUGAUGAGCAACUAAACGCAUCAUCAUUUGCUCCAAUGAACAUUGUCUCUUUGCAGGAAGUGCAAAACGAUACUCUAAACCAAACCGAACCUGAACCAUUGAUCUCAGACAACGGUUCCUCUUCGGUUAGCUCUGUAUCCAAUGACGAGUUCUACAGAGUUUUAUCCUUCACCAACAAUUCCCCCAGCUUGAGAGAUAACUUCAGUUUAGUCUUGCCACUCUCAGACGAGUUGGUUAUUUAG